Molecule: messenger RNA, 2228 nt
Organism: Radiomyces spectabilis
Lineage: Eukaryota; Fungi; Mucoromycota; Mucoromycetes; Mucorales; Radiomycetaceae
Exons: 7
Coding region: 192-1844 (550 amino acids)
Source: RefSeq, a predicted model, not a curated record
UUUUUUCUUCUUUUCCACAAGGGAACAAGCUAUCUUAAAUUUUCAUCAAGUCUCUUUCCUUUUUCCUUUGUUCUCCCACCCCCUGCCUUUAUAGUGCUUUCGGCUCAGACCAAUCUUCCACUCCUUCCUUAUCAAACACUCUUUUCUUUUUUAGGCGGAAUCUCUCAUCAUUCCCGUCAUCUUGACAUUCCAUGUCUACCACUACUGACAUUCACGCCGUGAUCCAUGCCCUGCAACAGCAGGCCGAAGAGACGCAAAAUGAUAAUCUCUUGCUUCGAAGCCAGUUGGAGGAAAACAUGGAACAACAACGAGAAUUAGGCAAAGAUAACGAUUAUUUACGGCAAAAAAUAGCGGCCAUUCAACAAGAUAAUGCCAAUUAUUCCAAAACACAGGCACGACUAGAAACGCAACUUUACGCUCAAGAGCAAGAUAUGGCAGCAUUACGCAAAGAAAUACAGCAAUUAACCAAAUCGAAAAAAGAUACCGAGAAAAAGCUAUCCCAUGAGCUUGAAACUUUCGAAAACGAUCGUGUACGAUGGCAACAACGCGAAGCUGAUUUAUAUAACCAACUACGUUCCUUAAGUAGCGGUGAACCGCGCACCCCACGCACGCCAAGACGACGAAGUGUUACCGCCACCACUUUGGGCUCCACCACCAUGAGCCCGUUUACAAGCUCUCCACUGGGUGAUAUCGGCGAAAAUGAAUCUGGCAAGGAUGAGGCUGUAUCGGUGAUCCUCAACAACCCUACUCCCAAAUUGGCACCCAUCGAUUCUUCGUUUGCCAAAGAAGCCAAGAUCGCGCAACGAACUAUCAGGGCGCAGGACAAACUUAUUUUGGAUCUGAAGAACGAGAUUGAAAAACAAAAAAAUGCUAUGCAUGAACACGUUACGGAAGCACAACGACAAUCCUUGCGUUUGGAACAUUUGGAAAUGGAGAUUGCCAACGUAAAGCAGGUUAAUCGUUCUUUGAUGGAGGAUAAUGAAAGUUAUCAAAUCCUGCUUCACGAAAAAACCAUCAGCGGCGAAUUCAUGACCAAUCCCAUCAUGCAGGUGGAGGAGGAUGAAUCCAAACAAGGCGUGAUGAAGCCUUCCAAUAGCAGUGGCACCAGUGGCAUGAAUCUUGCUGCUGAACUGGCAUCGGUAGGUGCACCGACGUGGGACCAAGAACAAAAAUUCAGCGAAGCUGCCAAUGUCAUCAACAAAUUAAAUGAAGAAAUCAAGACAUUACAAGAUACCAACCGCGCUUUACAACUGUAUAUGAACAAGAUUUUGAUGAAAAUCAUUAAUAACAAGCAGCUGGAGGACGUGUUGAGCAUCGAUCAACCUAAACCUAAACCCGUGCAACCUGUCACUACUUCUCCCGAAGAUAAUUCGCCACGGAAACAGGCCGCUCCCGGUCCUACACCGACGAGAACCUUAUCGAGUACGCUGAUGGGAAGAUCGACCAACGGACGUACACAACGUCGACGUACGAUUUCAUAUUGGGGGGCCAAACCAUCGCCUGUGAGCAUUCCCAGCAAAGUGGCUCCGACGGCCAACGACGGUUCGUCCACUGCGGAUGAUCGUAACAUUCGUCGUCACAGUUCAAUUGCCGGCACGAAGGAGCCUGAAAGGACCCCAGCCACCAACGGAGGAUGGGCUAAAGCGUUACGCCGUAUGAGUGUGAUUGGAUGGUCAGCGAAAACGGACGAGUCCUCUACGGAAAGUGAAGACACGGAAAAAAGCUCAUCAGAGUCGGUGCGAUCAAAAGAAGCAGGCCUUGUCGCUCCUUCGUCCUCUCGUUCCGGCAGUUCCACCCCUUCGCUUCGUCGCAGCAAUGAAUUAGCCACACUGCAAGAAGAGUAAUAAGCUCCUAUUCCCCACGUCCCCGAGAUCCAAGGCUUUUUGAAUCAAGUAUAAUAUCCCUUUUUUUGUCAUCGCUGUCGAACAGUUUGAUGUGAUUCCAAUUUAUUUUCAAUUAUCCAACUUCCUCAAUUUCUAUCUCUUUGUUUUUUUUUUUUUUUUGGCUUGCCUUUUCCGUUACCCUGAUUUUGUAUUGUUUGAUAGCUGUGCUGUAUUCAAUAAGCAAUAAGCAACAAUGGAGAUCGGAUCUUGUUCAAAUCGCUCAUUUUUCAGGGGCUUAGUUAUUCCAAAGAGAAAAGUUUUUUUUUCUUGAGCAAGACUUUUAUUUUUCCGGAUCCAUUCAAAACUUAUUUUUCUUUGAUAUUGCUUUCCCGUUGGAAGGAUUAG